Terrapene triunguis (Three-toed box turtle) is the source of this 2839-nucleotide messenger RNA. RefSeq names its product endothelial cell adhesion molecule (gene ESAM). Lineage: Eukaryota; Metazoa; Chordata; Testudines; Emydidae. Bases 13 to 1176 code for a protein of 387 amino acids. Gene Ontology annotation, biological process: homophilic cell-cell adhesion. The transcript is spliced from 5 exons. Gene Ontology annotation, molecular function: cell-cell adhesion mediator activity. Gene Ontology annotation, cellular component: plasma membrane; adherens junction. The record is from RefSeq and is a predicted model, not a curated record.
CUCUGCUGCGGGAUGAGCGCGGCGCGGCAGCCGCCUGUGCUGGGAGCCGGCGGGAUGGAGCCGCUGCCGCUGGCCCUGGGGCUGGCCGCGCUGCUGGGUCUCUCUUCAGCGCUGCUGGAAGUCAACGUGGGACAAGCCUCUAUCUCUACGAUCCAAGGGCAGAGGGUGGUGUUGCCGAUCUGGUACACGAGCAUCUCUCAGAGUCGUCCCUAUGUCUCGUGGGUCCUUGAGAGACCUGGAGCCAAUCGUUUGCAGAUACUGACGUACAUGGACGGGACGGUGAAAGUGCAGGAGACGUACCUGAAGAACCGGACUGGCUUUGUGUACCCUAUGCCUUUCUUCAACAUUUCCAUUGCCAUUAACAACACCCAGGAAAUGGAUUCUGGCGAAUACAUGUGCACGGUCAACAUUGUGGAUGAAGAUACCAUCAACGGGAAAAAUAUUGGACUCAUCAACCUCACCGUUCUGGUUCCUCCAUCCCCCCCGACGUGCCAGAUCCAUGGGAAACCCUACCUUGGGGGCAACGUCACCAUGAGCUGCAAGUCAUCCUUCAGCAAGCCCAGCCCCAAGUACAGCUGGCAGCGUACCGCCCCCAACACCCAGGUCUUCUUCGCACCAGCCCAAGGAGUGAGGCCAGCAGGGAAUGUGAAUACACCGAGACCCUGCCCGCCGUCGCUGGCUCCCGGCACUGACUCCAUCUCUGCUUUCCUUUUCAGGGAAGAUGCCGUUGCUCCAAAGACGCCUUCUUGGGGUAAAAGUUCCAGUUCCGACAUUGUCUCCAAAAAUGGUACCUUGUCGUCCGUGCACACGACCCGGGACCACAAACUGUACCCGUCCAAGCCCGCUUCAGACACAGCCUCCAUCACCACCGCCGCCGGCAGCACAGUGGGCUACAAACCUCCCCAUAGCCACCCGAGGAGCAGAACCCUGACGCCCACUCCCAGCUUGUCCAGCCAGAGCCUGCCCCUCUACUUCCCACCAGGAAUGAACGGCGGCCAUUACCCGAGCACUGUGCCAAGCAACAGGAGCACUCUGCACAGGACAAAUGGGGCACAGCCGCAGGCCCCCCGGCAGGAGCCCACUGUCCCUCAAGGGCUAACCACCUCUACCCUUACCAGAAUGGGGGCGGUGCCAGUCAUGGUGCCUGCCCAGAGCCAAGCAGGGUCCCUGGUAUAAGCAUCCAACAGCUUGGGUGCCCUCUGUAUGCUGGAGAGGCUGGGGAAAUGGCCAUUAAUCCCAAGCAAAGCAGACUGGAAACAUAGCGACCAAGCCACCUCCAAGCUCCUGUGCAUCAGGGCUGAACGUGUGAGGGGGAGCCGUGCACACGGCAUCACGCACAGGCUGCGGGAGCUUCCCAGGGACAGGCUUCCUCAGAUAUACACUCUGCCAGCUCCCAGUGUUAUCCUUUCAAACGCCUUCCGGCCCUGGCCCACUCCCCCGAGGGCUAGGAGCCAGCCCGGGUCCCCUCCGUGUGGGGAGGCCGCUGGCCAGCAGACUGUUUAUUGAAGGAAUGUCGCUGCUCUUGGUGUUGCUAGUUCCCUGCUGUGGACUUCAGCCCCUGCUGCUGCUUGUAGGACAGGGGUUUUCAACCUUUUUCAGCUGUGGACCCCUAACAAAUUUCGGAUGGAGGUGCGGGCCCCUUUGGAAGUUCAACCUGUGUUCUGUGGAUAUAGGUGUUGGAACAAUGUGUAUAGUGGGGGCGCUGAGAGCCAUUGAACCAAACUGUAACCCCCGUGUAUGAUGGAAACCACGUCAAGCCAGGGGGUGCAGUAGCACCCCUCACCCCCAUAGUUCCGGCACCUAUGUCCGCGGACUCCUCCCAUAGAAGUCUUAGACUGCAAACUGGCUGAACAGAAUUCAACUGUAAACGUUGCCCGUGCUUGGCACGGCAUUCGCCACCACGGGAGAAAGGGCCCUGGGCUUGCAUGGUAACGACAGCACUUCUGGGGUUUGGCCUGUGGGUGGGGGUUAUUCACAGACGUUUGGUUGAUCAGAAAAACGGAAUGCCUUUUCUGGGAUCCGGAACUUGGUUUUUCAUAGUCACCUUUCGCGAUAGUCUGUGGGCCCCCAGGGGGCCCCGGCCCACAGGUUGAAAACCGCUGUUGUCGGAAAAGCCCUGCUGAGAUGAGACGGUCUGAACCCAUCCCAGGGAUUUCAGCGUCAGGUAGAACUGGAACAUGUAAACAUAGCGCUGCCCUUCCCUCGGGCUGGCACAGGACAGGGCUGCAGCUGGGCUGACCCAAGCACAGGCUUGGUUAUUUCCAGCCUGAGGGAGCCACCACCACAGGGCUUGAAAGAUCCACUUGCUAGUUGGGGGGAGACCGGACUGCUCGGCCAAUGGUGUCUGUGGGAUUCAAGCUUCUGCUUCCACCUUGUGGCUGGGAGGGGGCCUCCCGCAUGCGACCCCACAUGGUGCCACUUUGUUGGUGCUUGGAGGGAGUUUACCCACGGCUGGCGAAUGCCAUCCACAAGAUGGCGGUCGGCUGCGGCUUGCUUGGAGCAGUAGCCCAGGGGCUGAAGCGACUUGCUGGGGGAGAGGUGACAUAGUGGAGAGUCCCCUUGGGCUAUGAGGUCGGGGGGAGAGUGCCCCUUCCCUGUCACCAGCCGGUGGAGACGCAGGGCCUUGGCUGGGAGGGCUGUAUGGACUCAGGGGCUUCACCCCCGGGUCUUGCUGUGAAGACCUGCCCUCAUUCUGGGUCUGCCCCUGGCUUGUAGCUGCAGCCCUGUGGCUAGUAGGUGUCGGGCUCUGCUUGCCCAGACUGACACUCGUAGACCCUGUUCUGUCUAUGCCAAGGGACCCCGCCCCACCCCAUCACCUGCUCUCUGAGUGCUCCAGCUG